Aspergillus steynii IBT 23096 is the source of this 1764-nucleotide messenger RNA. Its product is annotated as indoleamine 2,3-dioxygenase family protein. Gene Ontology annotation, molecular function: metal ion binding; heme binding. The record is from RefSeq and is a predicted model, not a curated record. The transcript has 5 exons. Lineage: Eukaryota; Fungi; Ascomycota; Eurotiomycetes; Eurotiales; Aspergillaceae. Bases 150 to 1637 code for a protein of 495 amino acids.
GCCCAGACAGGCAUCGACCAAGUUCCUCAGAAUCUCUUCCGCUCCCCCCUUCUAAACUUUGCGCUUCUCUUGGAGGACCUUAGGUCUCUUACAUCCUUAUCAAGUCUUCAUACAUAGAUAGAUCCCCUUUUCCUUUGUUGCCCUGCACCAUGACACAGAUCAAGACCCCUCGUACUUCUACCACUACCCUGAAACGAUUUCCUUAUGUUCACCAUGACCCGUCCACACUCCCUCGGUCCUUGGACCCCUUCACCAUCACCACCUCCACGGGGUUCAUGCCCUUCAUCAUGUCCCCUACCCACCUCCCCGAGCCCUUCGAGCCCCUAGUGGCCCUGCUCGACCGUAUGCCCGUGACAAAGCUCGACGGCACUCCCGGUCUGCUGGCGACGUAUGAGCUGGGCCCUGCUGUCGCCGAGCUCCCCGACCUCACGGCGGAAGUCGACAAGCUGGUCACCGCCGAUGGCUCCCCAGACCUCUACGCCGUCACCGCCGUGUUCAGGGACUACUCGUUCCUGGCGUCGGCCUACCUGCUUGAACCGUGCUGGGAGAACUGGUGCAAGAACCCGGACAACGGCUACGGUCUCGGAAGAGACUUCUUGCCCCGUGCCGUGGCCUGCCCUAUGUAUCGGUGUGCUCAGCUCCUGGACAUCCCCCCCUUCAUGUCCUAUGCCGCUGCAUACUCCCUGUUCAACUACACCGUGGCCGAGCCAUCCAAGGGCCUGAGCUACCCUAACCUCCGACUGGUCCGGGCCUUCGAGCAUGGUCUUGACCCCAAGAGCUCCGAGGCAGGGUUUAUCCUGACCCACGUCGACAUGGUCAAGGAGUCGAAAGGCCUGAUCAGCGGGGCGCUCAAGGUCGUCGAUACGCUUGAGCAAGCCGGCACUCGCUCCGAGGUCAACGACGGGUUCCGAGAGAUCCUGGCCUCUAUGGAGAAGAUCGAAGCAAGUAUGGAAGACAUGUGGGCCAACUCCAAGCCCCAAGACUACCUUUCCUUCCGCGUCUUCAUCUUCGGAAUCACCUCGCAAUCCAUGUUCCCCAACGGCGUCAUCUACGACGGAGUGCUGGAUAACCAACCCCUCUUUUUCCGAGGUGAGAGCGGUGCCAACGACAGCAUGAUCCCCCUCCUCGACCACCUCCUCGAAAUCCCCAUGCCCUCGACGCCCCUCACCAAAAUCCUGCACGAGUUCCGCGCCUACCGGCCCCUCCCCCACCGGACCUUCCUGGCCUACAUGAACGCCAAAGCAGCCGAGGUCGGGGUGCGCUCGUACGCGGUGCACGACACCGAGACGACGAUCCUGUUCCUGAAGACGCUGAACCAUGUCCGCAGCUUCCGCUGGCGCCAUUGGCUCUUUGCCCGCGAGUAUAUUAUUCGGCGCACGCCGCAUCCGACGGCCACGGGUGGGAGUCCGAUUGUUACGUGGCUGCCGAAUCAAUUGUCCGCUGUCAUGGAUAUGAUGAUAUCCAUGUAUGACACUUACCUGGCGCCGCAGAAGGAUGCGCCGACGGGGGCGAAUGGGUCAAGAGGGUACGAUGCGGCGUAUCAGAAACAGGUAGAACCGAUGAUGGAGAUGGUCAAGGACCAGCGGGAGAAGCUGGCGAAGGAGGUGGAGAAGUGGUGCAAGGAGAGGGGGGUCUGAAUGUUGAAGACACGAAUCGAAAGGUUCAAUGAUAGCAACUAAUGACUAGGUAAAUAUGCCUCCUUCCGUGAUCUUGAUCCGAAACCAGAAAAGAUAGACCGAAAUUCAAAUAUAUGCUGGAUAUCAC